CAAAAGUGGCAGGCGCGUGCUUGAAUCAGCAGCAAAGCACAGCAGAUACCGUAGCGCUGCGUCUCGUGUGCAUAUUCUCGUUGUCGACGAGCGCGCCGAGGCUUCAGCUCAAGCGCUCACUUCACAGAGCACACUGCUGCAGGAAGAAAACCAGCAGCGAUACUCAACCGCUCCGCACAAGCGCGCGUACACCAUCACAUAAACCAGCAACCAAUUAAAGAUGGCCGCCGCCGCGAAAGCGGCACCCAAGCUCGUCGUGAGGACCUUCAACAAGAUCAACGCCGCCGGUUUAUCGCGCUUCGACCCGUCGAUGUUUCAAAUCAAGGAAGAUAACAAUGACGGCGCCCACGCCAUACUGUUGAGGUCUGUGUGGAAAUCAAAUCUCGGAUGCCCUACGCCGUCGACGCGACGUCGUUCCAAUGACUGCGUCUGCUCGAUGGCGUCGAGCUUCUACGCCAUCGACGCGACGUUGUCCCCGUGACCGCGUCGGCUCCAUGGCGUGGAGCUUCACGAAAACCUCACUCACUGGUUGAUUUCCACACAGGUUGAGGUCCCACAAGCUCCAAGCCGGUGACGUACCGCUCAUGUGUCGAAGCAUAGCGAGGUGCGGCGCGGGCACGAACAACUGCAACGUGCCGCUGAUGACGGACUUAGGUGUCCCGGUGUUCAACACGCCGGGCGCGAACGCCAACGCCGUGAAAGAGUUGGCGCUGUGUGGCCUAUUCUUAGCGUCGCGAGGCGUCAUGGAGGGCGCGACGCGCAUGGAGGAACUUCAUCAAUCAGGAGAAGCGCAUGCGCAGAUCGAGAAGGUGAAGGCCCAGUUCGGAGGUAGAGAGUUGGCAGGGAAGACGCUGGGUGUGGUCGGUCUCGGCGCCAUCGGUGCGGCCGUGCUGAAGGCUGCUCUCGAUCUGCGGAUGGAGGUCGUAGGGUUCGACCCCGCUCUCAGUGUCGAUGCGGCUCUCAAAUUACCGGGCCACCGCAUCCGCAUCGUGGACUCGCUCGAAGAUUUAGCAAAGGCGUCGGACUAUAUCUCGCUACACGCUCCUUCCAACGAGCACACGAACGGGAUGAUCUCGACCCAAAUCCUGUCGCAGAUGAGAACUGAUGCCUGCAUCCUGAACUUCGCUAGGGGUGAGCUCGUCGAUGAAGCGGCAUUGGCGCACCACUUCGACAACGGCGGGUCGGGCAGAUAUGUAUGCGACUUCGCGGUCGGGCCCGAGUUGUCCCCGAGGUCGAACGUUAUCGUCUUACCACAUCUAGGAGCCUCUACGGAUGAAGCCGAGGAGAACGCGGCGGCCAUGGCUGCUGAUACUACAGCAUUGUACCUCCAGACCGGUACCAUCAGGGAUAGCGUCAACUUUCCCACUACUACACUACCUGCAAGACUAGAUACCGUACAAAGGGUCUGCGUCGUCAACGAGAACCGCCCGGGCAUGCUCGGCGAGAUCCUCAGCGUCUUCGGCAACGCGGGCAUCAACAUCGUCCAACAGAUCAACACCUCGAAGGGCGACGUCGGCUACAACGUGAUAGAUAUUGAGAGAUUAUCAACUUUUGACGACGUGCACUUCAAGAGCUGGGACGCGCUGCAGUUCCUGCUGACGUCGCUGGACGGCGUGAAAAGCACAAGAUACAUCUACGGCACGCCCGCUUCGGCGAAGCACGCGGGGUACGCCGUCAACUUCAAGGGCCAGGUCUACGGGAUUGGGUCCGUGGGCGGCGGGCCGACGCUGCCGUCGUUCGGCGAGCUGCUGGACGAAGCCUGAACAUCCUAGUUUAUAUAUGCACAUUAAGUCGAAAAUAGUCGAA
Messenger RNA from Pelagomonas calceolata, 1806 nucleotides. NCBI's taxonomy places the organism in Eukaryota, Pelagophyceae, Pelagomonadales, Pelagomonadaceae. The record is from the annotation of a GenBank genome assembly.